Molecule: messenger RNA, 8083 nt
Organism: Sceloporus undulatus (fence lizard)
Lineage: Eukaryota; Metazoa; Chordata; Lepidosauria; Squamata; Phrynosomatidae
Gene: FLT1
Product: fms related receptor tyrosine kinase 1
Exons: 30
Coding region: 208-4182 (1324 amino acids)
Biological process (GO): multicellular organism development; cell migration; positive regulation of kinase activity
Cellular component (GO): signaling receptor complex; plasma membrane
Molecular function (GO): ATP binding; vascular endothelial growth factor receptor activity
Source: RefSeq, a predicted model, not a curated record
GCCGAUCCUGGUGGAGCUGGACGUCUUUUUUGGGAUACUGCCAGGGCCGCAGGAUUCGCAUCCGCAGCCCACCAGAGAGGACCAGAAGCAGGCAAGGAGAAGGAGAGAAGAAGGCAAUUCUUGGACAAGACCUCCUCCACCCUCUUCUUCUUCUUCUUCUUCUUCAUCUUCUUCUUUCGCGGUCCCUUCUUUUUCCCUCCAGGAGGCAUGUUGGGCCCCAUCCUGGCCGGACUGCUGGGCUUUUGGCUCCUCGUGGCAGGAUCUAGUUCAGGAUCCAGAUGGAAAGGUCCAAAAUUAAAUAUUACGGGAACUCAAUAUGUCAUACAGGAAGGAGAUUCUUUAAGCAUCAUGUGCAGUGGGGAAAUGACCCAUUCAUGGUCUCUGCCUGAAAGUCUAAGUAUGGAUAGCAAACGAGUGAAUAUUAUUAACAGUACUUGUGGAAGAAAUGGCAAACAGUUCUGCAGUAGCCUGACUGUGAACAGAGCUCAAGCAAAUGACACAGGAUAUUACAGUUGCAACUAUCCAUCCUCAAGAGCCCUGAGAAAGAAGAUAGUGUCAAAAAUAUAUAUAUUUAUCAAUGAUACACGCAGCCCUUUUGUAAAGAUGAACAAGAAUGUACCAGAAACAAUACUUAUGAUUUAUGGACAGGAGCUUAUUAUCCCAUGCAGAGUUACAGCGCCUGAUAUCCCUGUUAAAUUAAGAAUGAAUCAAAGAGAAAGCGUUAUUCCUGAUGGGAAGACAAUAAUCUGGAAUAGCACCAAAGGAUUUAUAAUACCAAAUGCAACAUACAGGUUCAUAGGUCUUCUUGCCUGUGAAACAAAUAUUAAUGGACAUGACUAUAGCACUAAUUAUAUUACAUUCAGGCAGGUCAAUGAAAUCCUUAGUGUCCAGCUAAAUGCCUCAAGAUCGGUCAAGUUAUUAAAAGGACACAAACUUGUCCUUAACUGCACUAUCACUGCAGCUUGGAACACAAGGGUGCAAAUCACAUGGAGUUAUCCUGGUGAGGCAAGCAAAAGAGGCACCAUUACUAGAACCAUUGUACCAAGGAAAGACAAACCCAAUCUAUUCUACAGUCUUCUUGUUAUUGAUAAAGUCCAUAAUAUUGAUAAAGGACAAUACACUUGCAAUGUGAAGAGUGGUCCAUCUCUGAAAUCAGUAAACACAACUGUUCAUAUUUAUGAUAAAGCAUUCAUCACUUUGAAACCUCGAAGAAAAAAUGUUCUGGAAGUUCUAUCUGGCAAGAGGUCCUAUCGACUUUCUAUGAAAGUGAAGGCAUUUCCCACACCAGAGGUUGUAUGGUUGAAGGAUGGGUUACCUGCUGCUGAAAUGUGUGCUCGGUAUAAAAUUAAAGGCUAUUCACUCAUCAUAAAACAUGUUUCUGAAGAAGAUGCAGGAAACUACACUAUAUUGCUGAACACCUGGCCAUGGAAUUUGCAUAAAAACUUUACAAUCACACUCAGAAUAAACGUGAAACCUCAGAUUUAUGAAAAAGUCUCAUCAAUUCCUGGCCCUAAUCUCUAUCAACUGGAAAGUGAGCAAAUUCUAACAUGCAUUGUUUAUGGCAUUCCUCAGCCUACGGUCAAGUGGACCUGGCAUCCCUGUCAACAGAAUCUUUCUAUGGCAAGGUAUGACUUUUGCUCCAGUCCAGAGAGAUCUUUCAUCUUGAAAACUGGGAGCUCUACAGGAAACAAAAUCAAAAGCAUCACACAAAGAACAGCAGUAUUAGAAGGGAAGAAUAAGAUUGCUAGCAUAUUAACUGUGGCUGAAUCCAGAUCAUCCGGAAGUUACAGCUGCAUAGCUUCCAAUAAAGUGGGAAGCGAUGAAAGAAGCAUCAGUUAUUUUGUAACAGAUGUUCCAGAUGGAUUCCACAUUAACCUAAAGAAAACACCUGUGGAAGGAGAAACGCUUGUGUUGUCCUGUUUAGCCAACAAACUUCUAUACAAAGAUGUUGCCUGGAUAUUACCAAGGACAGUUAAUCAAUCAAGAAUAAAAAAGCCAGCCACUAAGGAGUAUUCCAUUGAUCUCACUCUCAUCGUUAAGAAUGUUACACUUGAACAUUCAGGUACCUAUGCCUGUCGAGCAAAGAACUUGUACACUGGAGAAGAUGUGAUUCAAGAGAAAGACGUUACAGUCAGAGCCCAGGAAGCACCGUAUCUUCUUCGGAACCUCACUGAUCAAGUGGUCAACACCAGUCACUCUGUUAGUUUGGAGUGUCAUGUUCAUGGUGUGCCUGAACCUAAGAUAUCCUGGUAUAAAAACAACAAAGAGAUUCUUCAAAAGCCAGGUAUAAUACUAGGCCCAGGAAGCCAGAGUCUGUUGAUUGAAAGAGUGCAAGAGGAUGAUGCUGGCCAGUACCAGUGUGUAGCUAGUAACCUGAAAGGGGUAGUGGAGAGUUCAGCCUAUGUCAGCAUUCAAGGAAUUUCAGAGAGCUCAAACCUGGAGUUAAUAACACUGACAUGCACGUGUGUGGCUGCAACACUCUUCUGGCUUUUAUUAACACUCUUCAUACGUAAGCUAAAAAGGCCUUAUUCUUCUGAAAUAAAGACCGAUUAUUUAUCAAUCAUAAUGGAUCCCGAAGAAGUCCCUUUAGAUGAACAAUGCGAACGACUUCCUUAUGAGGCCAACAAAUGGGAAUUUGCCCGAGAAAGGCUUAAACUGGGAAAGACACUUGGGCGAGGCGCUUUUGGGAAAGUAGUACAAGCAGCUGCUUUUGGAAUUAAAAAGUCUCCCACAUACAAAGUAGUUGCUGUAAAAAUGCUGAAAGAAGGAGCCACUGCCAGUGAGUAUAAAGCUCUCAUGACUGAGCUGAAGAUCCUGAUACAUAUCGGCCAUCAUCUCAAUGUUGUGAAUUUGCUGGGAGCAUGCACAAAAGGUGGAGGGCCACUAAUGGUGAUAGUUGAGUAUUGCAAAUAUGGAAAUUUAUCAAGCUACUUGAAGAGCAAAAGGGACUUUUUUUCAACUAACAAGGAUAUAUCCAUUCAGGGAGAGCUGAUGACAGAGGAGAAGGAUGUUGAACCAAUCAGCAGUAUUAAAAAAAGACUGGAGAGCAUCCCAAGUCGAGAGAGCUUAGCAAGCUCUGGAUUUCAGGAAGAUAAAAGUUUAAGUGAUGUGGAGGAAGAAGAGGAGGACUCUGGUGAUUUUUACAAGUGGCCUCUCACCAUGGAAGAUUUGAUGUCGUACAGUUUUCAGGUGGCCAGAGGCAUGGAGUUCUUGUCAUCACAAAAGUGCAUCCAUCGUGACUUAGCAGCCAGAAACGUACUUUUAUCUGAAAACAAUGUUGUGAAGAUCUGUGAUUUUGGCCUUGCAAGAGAUAUUUAUAAAAAUCCUGAUUAUGUGAGAAAAGGCGAUGCACGUCUGCCUCUCAAAUGGAUGGCACCAGAAUCAAUAUUUGAUAAAAUCUAUAGUACCAAAAGUGAUGUUUGGUCAUAUGGAGUACUACUAUGGGAAAUAUUUUCCUUAGGUGCAUCCCCAUAUCCAGGUGUUCAAAUAGAUGAAGACUUCUUCAGCAAGCUAAAAGAAGGCAUCAGAAUGAAAGCCCCAGAUUUUGCAACCCCAGAAAUGUACCAGAUCAUGCUUGACUGUUGGCAGGGAGAUCCAAACGAAAGGCCACAGUUCUUGCAGCUGGUAGAGAGAUUAGGGGACCUACUUCAAGCAAAUGUGCAACAGGAUGGCAAAGAUUACAUCCCCUUGAAUGAUAUUUUAUCAGCAAACUCUGGAUUUGACUGUCCCUGUCUUACUUCUCCUAAUCUUCAUGGGAUAGAAAAUGAUUCAGCAGCCUUGAAUUGUUCUGCUUCUGAAAAUACUGGGAGACACAUGAAUGCCUUCAGAAUGAAGCCACCACAGAGGGUCAAGACCUUUGAGGAACUUUCACCAAAGGACAAAUGUGAACAUGAAGAUUACCAAGCAGACAGUGGAAUUGUGCUGCCUUCAAAAGAGCUGAAACGUUUUACGUGGACAGGAAGCAAACAAAAGCACUCUUUCUUUGGCCUCCACUCUGCCAAGAGAAGCAAAGAAUCUCUCCUUUCCAGCACCACAAAGCGAGACUUCUACAGUUUCAGUUGUGGUCAUAUCAGUGAUGUGACCCAGCAAUUCACACAUGACAAUAUAAUGCAGGAAGGAAAACAUGGCUUCCCUCCACCCAUCUAUAAUUCUGUGGUUCGGUAUUCAACUCCACCAGUUUAGGACUUCAAACACUUCAGAGCAGCUGUUCCUUAAGGGAGCUGCAUUUUCUCUGUCACCAUUUAAAUAUUGAACUGUGCUUCCUGCUGCUUACUGAUGCAAACACUACCUGUGUACAAUAGUGAUGGCUAUUUCUAUAAAGCCGCAGAAAUUAAUGCUUCUGCAUAGAACUAAGGCAUUAGUUCUGCAUCCAACAAUGAAAAGGAAAUAUAUGCCUGUUGCAGGUGGGAGGGCCACUGCAAUGUGUUUCCUCACCAUGCAUUCCUUAUUGGACAUGCUUGUGUUUGUCUCAUGCAAUACAAUAGUGAGGAAUUGAAAUCAACUGAACUAGAAAGCUGCUGCCAAGGUAGUAUUGUCAAAGACAAUCUUGGUGUCCAUGCAAACAAAGUUGAACCAGACCCCACAGCACUGUUACAAUGGCUGCAUCCACACUGUAGAAAUAAUCCAGUGUGACACUGCUUUGACUGCCAUGGCUCAAAGGUAGAGAAUUCUGGGAAUUGUUGUUUCUUGUGACACCAGAGCUCUCUGAGAGAGAAGGCUAAAUGUCUCACAAAACUACAGUUCCCAUAAUUGCCUAGCAUUGGGCCAUGGCUGUUUAAACAGUGUCAAACCGGAUUAUUUCUACAGUGAGGAUGCAGCCAAUCAGAGCUUGUAAACAUUAGUAUUAGCAUUUCCAUUAAAUUGAAAAUGAAUUUGAGGUGAAAAUUUUUAGUGUAAAUUAUAAAAUUAAUGUGUCAAUAAUUGUAACACAUUAAUAUAAAAUUUAAAGGAACAAUUAAAAAGGCUAAAAUUCCAAAAAUAAUAAAAAAUAAAAAAUGGCCAGUCCCCCAUGAAUUAAAAUAUGAUAUUGUGUAUUACUAAAACUUAUAAAGGAGUGAUUGAUGUUAUAACCAAAUACAGUGCGCCCUUGUUUUACGCAGGGGAUCCAUUCCGGCCCCCCCUCACAUAAAACAAAAAACGUUAUGCUUGAGCCUCUUUAUAAGUAAUGGGGCUUGUGCUCAUGGUGGCACAUGGCGGCGGCAUGCAUGCGCCACGGGCACACACGACAUAGUUUUUCCGGUGCACGGCGGAAGCAAUGCUGAAAGCAGCGUAUAAUGCGCCCAUGUAUGACACGGGUGCUCUAUAAUGACUUUUAAAAUAGUUGUUUAAAAAUUAUGGAUAAUCCAGUAAGUUUGAGCUUACAAGCUCUUGACACAGAUGUGAACACUGCACAGACAAAGGCCUAUGCCACCUGGAAAAUAAACCAUCAUUGAUUUUUAUGUAUUAUUUCAGCUAUUAUGGCUUUCCCCUAAGCAGCUCUGGGAAGGUCAGUUUUGUUAAGAAGCUUUUAAAAAGCGCUUUCUCAUUUAGGAACUACAGUUCCAGGUGAAGAUGAGCAAUCACAAACGUAGCUUUUGAUGAAAAAUUGCACUUUGUACAUGGUUGUGUACAAAUAGCAGUGGGAUUUAAAAGGAACUUGAUAUUUUAAAUUGCAAUCAUAUGUACAAUUUAAAGACUAGGACAAUUUAUUAUUACAGCUGUAAUCAUACCCCACAACAUUUCACAGAUGACAUCUGGAACAUAUGUAGCCAAAUAAGAUCAGAGUGUGGCCAAAAUGGCAGAAGGUAUUAACAAGGAUAAACACACACAGGCAAGGAGAUGGCACAACAGUUUGCUUUUGCUUGAGGAGAUUCUGCCUCCUCUUUUUUGCCCACUGCUGAUUUAAACUGGGUUAAAACCUUUUGCAUUUUGAACUCAGUUUGCAGCAAGUAAGCUUGAAGUAAGCUGAGCGCAAAAGGAGAAAGUAGGAUGACCCAAGACAUUUUAGAAGCAGCUGAAAAAAAAUAUGGGACAACAGAUUGGUUAGGAUUGUCCCUGCCAAACUGGGACAGUUGGAGUGUACUUAAGCAGCUGGAAUCCUAUCACUAUGUGGGUAUAGGUGGUGGCAAUAGGAGACAGUGCUGCAGCUGUGAAAGAAUGCAGGCAUUUGAGAAUUCGGCCAUCCAGAACUAACAGACUGUGGUCAGGAUCCUGCAGAUCAUUGCACAUGCAGGUGCAGCUUGUCUAUGCCCAAGUCCCUUUUUGGAUGAGGUGCAGAGGGCUAGUCUCUUUCCAGUGCACUCUGUCCAAAAACAUUACACUUCCCAGCAGCUGUCAAAGAGCCUUUGCUGCCGUCUCUUACCAAUGGGGAUAAGAGGGAAGCAUUUCAGACCAUGAAGUUCUGGCUGCCCUGAGAUCUCAGGGGAAGGAAAAAGUGCACUCCAUUUGAGAGUGCAGCCUCAUCCUCUCUCCCUGAGCCGUCUUAAUCACCUCUUCCCAGUGAGAGGCAGAAGUAGGAACCCUUCCUGGGGCUGAGCAGCUGCUGGAAAAUAGGAUGAGAAAGAGCCACAGGCAGAUGUAUGAUUGCAGCCUUGUCUGCUUUCCUUUGCUAUCACCUCAACCCUGGAAAAAAUACACUGGAAAGAUUUUACAACAUCUACAAGGCAGAACCUUGAAAAAAGUACAAGGUUUGGGCUGGUCCUGAAGCCAUGCCAAGACCCACAGCACUAUCCUCUCUCAGAAUAAAGUGCCAGCACACCAAUAUGCCAUAGCACUGGAAACUAUCACCAUUGUUCAAAUGUUAGUGAACAGAAUCAUGAAACUGAAAAAUGGAAAAUGAGGGCUAAGCUGUCAGUAACAUUGACAGAAAGUGCCCCAAACCCACUCUUAUCAGCAGUCUUCUAUGGACACAAUGGUAGCCUUACACUGUUGCAUUGUGACAUUUGACCCUGUGGUAGAAUGCAGCAUUAUAAGUAUUUUAGUUUCCCUUUAUUUUUACAUAUAUAUCACACAGCCAUACACUUUGUGUCUUCAUAGUAAUAGGAACACAUGAAAAUUUGUACAUGACAGUUAAAAUUUCAAAGGCGAUGGCUGAGCAGGGUUGCCCUGGAUCUUCAACAUCUUGCUAAGUUCUUUACUUUAUAGUUCACUGCCCAGUGUAUAUGCUGCUUCUAAGUGAAUAAUCACAUUAUUUGCUGAUGCUUUUCUUGGUGCACUACUUGGGAAUCCCUAACACAUCUUAUUUUUUGUUGUUGUUUGAACUAAGAGACUUCAGCAUUCUGUAUGUAUAUCCAAUUAUAUUAUAUUGCAUUUUCCAUUUAUACGCCAAUUCCAAGAGACAGCACAGAGUGAUUCACAUUGCAACAAUGCAUAUAGAAUUCGAAGGCCAGUCAAGCGCUGUCUGAAAUACUGUACUGCUGAAUCUACUGUUACUGCUGCUAUUUAUGACUAACAACAUUUAUUUAGGACUAAGAGCAUGCCUGCUAGGUUCAUUUAUGGUAAAGAGUAAAUAGUAUAUUAGUGAACCGUUCUUUCAGUUCACCACUAAGCCAUGGAGAUAAUUAGGUAACAAUGGCCAUGCUAAAGUUCAUGUGAAUGUAAUUUUCAAGCAACACUUAGUAUCCUUUAUUUUUCAUUGGACUUUGUCACAACUAAUGUCAGCUGAAUCAAAGUCAAUAACUUUAUGCCAUAAUUGCAUACCUGCUAAUCUGGUGUGACACUGAACUUGGCACUUACUUCUGAGGAGAUGUGUGUAGAAUUACACUAUCAAAAGAGCUUUUGAGCACCAAAGCAUUUUACAACUCCCACUUCUAAAACCUAUAGGGAUGUCAUCUAUGCACAUGCUAUCAAAUAAAAGAACACUAGACAUCUUUUGAUACAUGGUUCAUUUAUUAGAUACAGAAUAGAAGCGCUGGUGUCAUCUUCGUGUAGGAUACUAACCAGUGUAAAUAUAAUUUUUGAAAGCAAAAUGAAUGCUGAAACUUUUAACAUUUUAAAGUAAAUGUUGCUAAUAAUAAAUGCAUGUAAAUAAUUGAUACCUAUGCCUAAACAUUUAAGUCUAUUUUCAUAUAUUUUCUACAUUUUCACAAUAAAACUGAAUUCCAAA